UUUUGUAAUUCAAGAUUCUCCCUGUCUGUUAUACUUGUAAGCUUUUUCCAGUAGCUUGGAGAUUAUUCCAAUGAAGCCAAAAGAAAAAUUCUGACGGUGCACAUUAAAGAAAAGCACAAAGCUGAUCUAUGGAUUUUCAACAUUAUUUUAAAAUGUAAGAAGAGAUGGCCAUUUGUCAAAAUAGGACAGAAUUAUGCCAUAAAAUAAUCAACUACAAUCUUGGAAAAUAAGUUAUAUGCCAACUAUGAAGAUGAAUAAAACUGUCAUUCCAGAGCUUAACUUUGUGUUGGACUGCAUUACGGACUCUGAGAAGAAGCGCCUUGCAUCUGCAUUACUUAUUAUAAUGUAUAUAAUAACAUUUUUUGGAAACCUCCUUGUAAUUGCGGUCAUAUUAGCAGACCAUCAGCUGCAUGAACCAAUGUUUGUCUAUAUAGGUACCUUAGCGACACUUGACUUGGCUAUUAGCAGUUAUGUCAUUGGCAGUAUGCUUUCUAUCCUUCUGUUUAAUUACUCAGUUGUGUCACAAAAUGUAUGUUUGUUGCAGAUGGCCAUUGUUAUAUACAUAGAGGCAUUAAUAUCUCUUAUUUUAGGUAUAAUGGCAUAUGACCGCUAUGUAGCUGUUCUCCAUCCCCUGAGAUACCACUCCAUUGUUACAAAUAAAACUGUUUCGGCUUUCCUUUUGCUUUGUAAUGUUUUUGGAUUUAUUGCCAUAACACCAUUUAUAAUUUCUGCUAAAGAACUUCCUUUCUGUAAGACCACUGUUUUGCCAUUUUGUUUCUGUGAUUAUUCUACUAUGGUUCACGUUGCCUGUACUAAUGACCCAAAAUACUUAUUUAUUUUGUCCAUCAUUACUGUCAUCUUUGGCGGUGGACCAGUGGUUAUGAUCCUGUUUUCUUAUAGUAACAUUGCUUACUCAGCACUUAAGAUCUCUUCAGCCGAAGGCAAGCGCAAACUUUACAGCACCUGUUCGACACAACUUUUGGUGGUUGGACUUGCCUAUGGCCCUAUUUUUUUAAGUUAUAUGCUGCCAGCAGCUGGUGUAAAAUGGUCUACUGAAGCUUAUAAUGCAAUGGUCAUUAUGGGCAACAUCUCUCCUCCUGUUUUUAAUCCAUUAAUUUAUAGUUUCAGGAACCAGGAAAUUAAAAAAAGCAUUUACAAGUUUUUUACAAGAAAAAGAAAUGCAGCACAAAUUGGAACCAGAAAGUAAUGUGCAAUAAAGAUUAUCAACUGUUGAAAAUUGUGAUUUAUAUUUAAUUAACAUUUAAUCAGAGCAGUCCAGAUAUGAGGUCAUGAUGAGUCAGAGGCUGUGUCAGCAGGAAAAAAAUAAAUAAAAGAAGCCAGUUUUUGCUCAAAGGUCAUGAGACAUAUCAGCAAUCAAUUUGUUAAAACAUUUUACAAAUAAUAUAAAAUUAUUUAAAGACACUUAUUUUAAAGCCUUAGCUGUCACUUGUAGCUGUUGCUGUGGAAAAUGCAACUAUUAUCUUCAUCUAA
This is a messenger RNA of Erpetoichthys calabaricus (reedfish), 1491 nucleotides long. Its product is annotated as olfactory receptor 7A10-like. Gene Ontology annotation, molecular function: olfactory receptor activity; G protein-coupled receptor activity. NCBI's taxonomy places the organism in Eukaryota, Metazoa, Chordata, Cladistia, Polypteriformes, Polypteridae. Gene Ontology annotation, biological process: G protein-coupled receptor signaling pathway. Bases 236 to 1207 code for a protein of 323 amino acids. The record is from RefSeq and is a predicted model, not a curated record. Gene Ontology annotation, cellular component: membrane. The transcript is spliced from 2 exons.